This is a messenger RNA of Mangifera indica (mango), 743 nucleotides long. RefSeq lists its product as uncharacterized. The record is from RefSeq and is a predicted model, not a curated record. The transcript has a single exon. Bases 153 to 581 code for a protein of 142 amino acids. NCBI's taxonomy places the organism in Eukaryota, Viridiplantae, Streptophyta, Magnoliopsida, Sapindales, Anacardiaceae.
AUUGAAUGCACUUCAACUGCUUCCGCAAACGAAGUGCACCUCCUUUUGGCCCUUAUGUUCACACGGCUUGUAUAAGGAAACCAACCGCUCAUAAUUCAUAACUUAUACCAACGUCCCAUUCUUGCAGAUCAUCUUCAAAACCACACAAUCUUAUGUUUCCUUACCAGAGAUUGAGACAUCAGGAUGAAUAUUAUGGCCUGGAAGAAGGAGGAGGACAUGUUGGUUUUGGUUAUGAUGAAAGGGCGAGAAUUGUGAAGAAUGUUAAACCCAGAAGUUGGUACCGGCCGUCCUUCAGGGGCGUGCAAAUUCGGAGGAGGAGAUUCAGAGUGAAGGUUCCCAGGUUGAGGAGGCUGAUCUUGAGAAAGAAGUUCAGGGUGGUGUCUGCUUUCAGAGUGUCGUGUGCGAAGUUGAUGAGGAGAUUGAAGGAAAGUCAGAAUCAUUUUGGUGAUUUUUUUGCUGGGAAUUAUCUCUUCUUGCAGAUUAAUCCUGCCUCCAUGAAGAGGAUUCAAGAAUCCUGGCAAGCCAAUCAGGUUAAGCUCCAAGGCAUGCCUUCUGGCUUCUCUCUCUCCAGGGUCGCUUAAGGAAUGGAUCCAGUCUCUGGCUCACCACCGCAUGUGCGCCUUUUAAUUAAUUGAAUAAAUUUCAGUACAAGUGUUGUCGAUCUCUUCAUUUUGUUUCUGCAUGUAAGACCCAUUGAGAGUAAGCCUCAUUAGGUUCAAGUAAAGAAAUUUCUCUUUACUCCA